AUGCGCUGCGUGCGGGGCAACGGGAGCACCGGGACCCGCGGGAAAGAGCUCCCUAGCGCGGCGCUGCCAGGAGGCUGUGGAGGCGUCGCGGGAGGAGGAUGUCGGGAGGGAGAAGGACGGGAUUUGUGCCGAGCACGGAGCCGAAGGCAGGGCCGUGGGGCGGGGAGCGGCGGGGCGGGCGGGAGGCGGCACAGCCCGGCGUCACUGCCGCCUCCCGUCGCGCAGGCCGGGGCUGCUAUAGCGACGCGGAGGACGCCGGCGCCGAGCGGAGCCGCAGGGACGGAGCCGGGACAUGGUGAGCGCCGGGACGGGCGGCCCUUCUCCCAGCGCACCUAUCACCCGCCUGCAACCGGGCCCGGCGCGGGGCCGGCGGCGUUUCCCGCAUUCCAGUUCCGCGUGCGGCACGAGAACCCGGACUGGCGGCGGCUGAGCACCGUGGACGUGGAGCGGGUGGCGCGGGAGGGGGACGUGGCGGUCCUGCAGGCGCUCCUGGAGCAUGUCACCUUCUGCAACGCCGAGCGGGAGUGCUGCCCGCACUGCCAGGGCCCCGCAGACCCGCUGCUGCUGAAGCUGCUGCGCCUGGCACAGCUCUCUACAGAGUACCUGCUGCACUCCCAGGAGUACCUCAGCGCCCAGCUCGGCAGCCUGGAGGAGGCCCUGAGAGAGACACAGGCCCAGCGUGACCAGCUGGCCAAGGAGGUGGCACAGCGCUCGCAGGAGAUCCAAGGGCUUAAGGAGGAAUGCCGGCGGAGAAAGAAGAUGAUCAGCACCCAGCAGAUGAUGCUGGAGGCACGAGCCAACUACCACCAGUGCCCAUUUUGUGAAAAGGCUUUUAUGACCUAUUCCUUUUUACAAAGUCACAUUCAAAGACGUCACCCAGGGGAGUCUGAGAUCGAACAGAAGAAGAAAGGAAAUAUAGAAAAACUGCAGGAUGAGAUUGAAAAACUGAAGGAGCAGCUGCAGCUCACCAAGUCCCAGUUAGAGUUUGAACAACAGGCUAAUUUGGCCAGGUUGUCUAAGGAAUGCGAGCAGCAAAAAUCAAAAGAAGAAGAGUUUCUACAAUCAUUUCAUAGAUGGAAAGACGAGGAAAGAGAGAAAUUUGCUGAUCAAAUAGAAAAAGUGAAAGAUAUGUUUACAAAAGAGCUUAAGGACUUACAUUCGAGAAAUUCAACCUUAGAAAAUCAACUGUUAGAAUUACAAAAGUCCAAUAUGCAACAAAAAUCCAAUUUAGGAACACUGAAAGACAGCCAUGAGUUUACAGAGGAGAAACUUCAUCAUCUUCGGGAUCAUCCAUAUGUGGUUAAACUUCUGGAAAAACAGGAAAAAAAGUGGGUGUCUUGUAUGCAAGCCAAGUGUCAUGACCAUGAGACAGAAACGUCCCUGCUUCGGUCAGAGGUUGAGAACACCAAAACAUCAGCAAGGGAAGACCUGAACAGAAAUAACAUCUUUUACAGGAAGAGGAUAGAAGAACUGGAGAAGAGGCUUCAGGAGCAGAAUGAUCUGAUUAUUAGUCAGAGGAAGCAGAUAAGAGAAUUGUCUGUGAAACCAGCUCCAAGUGUUAAAACAUAUGAUGUGAACACUCCUGUAGAGCGUCUUCAAGAAUCUAAAUCAACUCCAUCAAUUCCCCCACCUGAGCAGGCACCCUUGGUGCAUAUGCUGGAGCCCAUAGAGGAGCUUUCAGAAGAGGAAAAAGAAAUUGAGAAAAUUGAUCUAAAACCAGACAGAAGUAAGCACUAUUUAAUAAAUGCUCUGAAGUCUGAUCCUUCUUUAACUAAAGAAUUGCGAGUUGUUUUGGAGCAAGCUCUGGAGGAGAAGCUGGAAUCCUUGGGAAUUAAAGCAGGUGUUCGUGGAAUAUCAAGUGAUCGCUUAAAUAAAAUUUUGCGAGCUAUUGAAUAUGCCAGAGAACGCAAAGGGAAGCAUGAGCCCGCCAUUCAAGGAAUUCGAGAGCGCCUUGAACGUCAAGUUGGCCUUCGGGUUGAAGAGAGAUCAUCAUCUUCUAGCAGAGCUGAUGCCUGUGCUCAUCUUCCUGGCGAAGAAAAACACAAGUGCCACUCAUUGGGAAUUUCCUCGCUUGCCACACCUCCAAAACCAACCAAGUGGUCUCCAUCAGCUGUCCGCCCACCUGGACAAAGAGCAAUCAUCCCUGACUAUAGUUCUACACCAAACCCCAGGAAGAUGCUUGGAAGUGGAGCUUCCAGAAAGACAUCUAGCAUCACAACACCACCAUUCAGUUCAGAGGAAGAAGCUGAUGAAGAUGAUAUGAAACAGUCUUAUGUAGCACCAGAGGCAUUGCAAAAGCAGUCAAAACCAUCAAGCAGCAUAGUCCAUGCUUUUCAGAAGCCUUUUGGCAAAAGCAAUGGGGAUAGGAUGGAGGAAAAUGGACCUCAAGAAACUGGAACACCUGCCAAAACUUCUAAAGCAACAGUUAUUCAAAAACUGACCAAACAAGUUGGAGAGAGUCUUUCUAACCAUGGAAGUAAGAACAAACCAGCUGGAGGAAUUAAUGUUGCGCAGGCAUUUACUAAGAAAGAUGGAGUGAAAGAACCAAAGCUCGCAGAAGCUGAUGAAGAUGAUUGGGAUAUUUCAUCAGUAGAAGAUAUUUUAUUGAUGAAAGAGAACAGAGGUCAGAAGGCAAUGACAGUUCAGAAAAACGAGCCCAGUGCUGCAUCUGUGGUUCAUGCAUGGGGCCUUCCCAAGAAGAGUGCACCAAAGGAGGAAGGCCUUCAUGAAGCUGAUAAUACAAGCACGUUAAAAAGCAGCUUGGUCACUGUAACAGACUGGAGUGAUUCUUCAGACAUAUAAUUGUUCCAUUCCUGAUUGGAGGUCCCGCUUUUGGCUUCUGCCUGGGUUCAAAAUGCAGGUGAAAACAUCAAGUGUUUCCCAGUAACUUCUCUCAUUGGUCCAGUAAUAACAAGGAAUACUGUUUACAGAGCUCUCGUGUCUUUCAGUCUGACUCUGAAAAAGAAUAUUGAAAUAUGCAUUACUGGCCAUGUCUAUUUGGAAACAAAGUAAUUCUACUUUCUUUUUGUGAUAGUUUAACCCCAGCCAAGCCCCACACAGCCACUCACUCACUCCCUCACCUGUGGAACUGGGGAGAGACUUGAAAGAGUAAAAGUGAGAAAACUCGUGGGUUGAGAUCAAGGCAGUUUGAUAGGGAAAGCAAAAGCCACACACACAAGCAAAGCAAAACAAGGAAUUAAUUCACUGCUCCCAUGGGCAGACAGGUGUUCAGCCAUCCCAGGAGAACAGGGCCCCAUCACUUGUAAUGGUGGCUUGGGAAGACAAAUGCCAUCACUCCAAAUGUCUUCCUCUUCCUCCUUUUUCCCCCACUGUAUAUACUGAGCAUGAUGUCACAUGGUCUGGAAUAUCCCUUUGGUCAGUUUGAGUCACCUGUCCCACCUGUGUCCCCUCCAAACCUCCUGUGCACCCCCUAUCCUCACUGAUGUGGUGGUAUGAAAAACAGAAAAGGCUCUGUGCAAGCCCUGCUUAGCAAUACUAAAAACAUCUCUAUUACCAACUCUGUGUCCAGCACAAAUCCAAGACACAGCCCCAUACCAGCCAUGGUGAAGAAAAUUACCUCUACCCCAGCCAAAACCAGCACACUCAUGAGUUCAGUGGUGAAAGUCUCUAUCAUUUCUCUGAGGUGAAGAUUUUACCUCUAAUGUUUACAUUAAAGAUUGAAACUGGUCUUGCAAGAAACCAAUGAACAGAAUAUACUGCAGAGUAUUACUUUAUACAAUCUUUAAUGCAUAUUUUUUAUAUUUUAUCAUGAACUUUAUAUAAAAUUGUCAACAUUUUAAAGAAAAUAUGUCCAUGUCUUAAACUAUUAAGUUUCUACCAUGGUUUACAAUAAACACUAAGUGAAAAGAAAAAAGCCUCA
Messenger RNA from Agelaius phoeniceus (red-winged blackbird), 3880 nucleotides. Lineage: Eukaryota; Metazoa; Chordata; Aves; Passeriformes; Icteridae. The record is from RefSeq and is a predicted model, not a curated record.